CGACACGUAGCGGCUUUGCGCGAUUUGUUUAAGCUGGUAACUUGAGUAAUUAACAUAGUUUAAACGUGUUGGUGGCCUCUUCCUAUGCUCCGCCAUUUUGUACAAGACGAAUGCUAAUCAUGGGCGCUCUUUCACUUUAUUUAUGGCCAGAAUAAAACUGAGACAUGGAGAGCAAACUCAAACUCAACCAGUAUCCAUCAGCUCCGACUGUUGAGCACUUUUCAAAUGGUUGUGGCCACGGUGCAAUCAGAAAAUAUCACCUUAAUUCAGUGUUGAACCUGCGUCAGGACUAAAACGUUAUAUCGUAUUAUUAGACGGAUUAAAACGCAUCUAAGUUUGGACAGUUGGCUCGGAAAACAGUGUUCUCCUCAAUAUUGGUGAACAAAUAACCCUCUCGGCCGCUCAUAACCAGGUUGGUCAUAUCAGCGGAGUGGGAAUGACUGACACUCCACCUAAUGAUGGCCCCUCCCAGGGAGCUGAGUUUGACAUGAUGGGCGCUCUGGAUUGGAAGGAUGGUAUCGCCACGCUGCCGGGCAGUGAUAUCAGGUUCCGCAUGACCGAGUUUGGGACACUUGAGAUUGUCACAGAUCUGGAGGUCAAAGGUCAGGAGACAGAGCCCAAGCGUGAGACCUUGGACCCCGCACCAUCUCACACUCCCACCCCUCCCCCAGAGAGCCAAUCACAGGCCAGCACAGCGGCCUCUCCGGCCAAUCAGAGCAAGCCAGGCCCGUCUCAAGCAAAAGCUCCUGGUCCUGUGCUUUUGUCUUUAGAGGAGGGCCCCAGCACGGAGGGCCCCAAUGUGGAGGUCGGUCCCAGCGUCGAGGUGGGCUCUAGCGCUGACGCGGGUCCCAAUGGCGAGCUGUCGAGGUGUCGCGCCUGUGGCGGCCGCGUGUCCAGAGAUGCCCUCCUGCAGGGCAAGUUCUGCAGCUCUGCUUGUGCUCAGCCCUCCAGUGGCAGGUCGUCUCCGGGAGAAGCCCGGGAGAGUCAGGUAGUGGAGGGCGAGAGGCUGGGGAAACGUGUGCGCAAAAAGAGAAAGAUCUACAUGGAUUCUGGCGAUGAAGAAGAGGAGAACCAAGAUGAACCAGAGGAAAAGGCCAGGACUACCAAAGGAAGGAGAGGAAGCAAGAUGGCUAAACUGGUGAAUGCCCCAGCAAACAAGAAACGAGCAUGGAGCUGGCCUGCUUACCUGGAAGAGGAGAAGGCCAUCGCUGCGCCUGUGAAGUUUUUCAAAGAGCACCAGUCGUUUCCUCAGAGCAGGAACGGUUUUAAAGUGGGAAUGAAACUGGAGGGGCUCGACCCGGCCCACCCGUCUCUGUUCUGUGUGCUCACUGUUGCAGAGAUCCUGGGUUACAGAGUCAGGCUCCACUUUGAUGGUUACCCGGAAUGUUAUGACUUUUGGGCCAACGCCGACUCGUGGGAUCUGAAACCAGCCGGCUGGUGUGAGAAGUACGGACACAAGUUACUGUUGCCUAAAGGUUGUAAAGAUGGAGAAUUUAACUGGAGCAUGUAUGUGAAGAACUGUAGAGGACAGCUCGCCCCAAAACACCUCUUUAAGAGCCUCAAUACAUCCGUCACUCCGUCGGGCUUUCGAGCGGGAAUGAAACUGGAGGCGGUCAACAGGAAGAACCCUUCGCUGAUCUGUGUAGCAACAAUUGCUGCUGUUGUUGACAAUCGUUUGCUCAUUCAUUUUGACAAAUGGGACGACACAUACGAUUAUUGGUGUGAUGCCAGCUGUCCGUACAUCCAUCCUGUGGGUUACUGUAAAGAGAAUGAGCUCACGCUGACCACUCCUGCUGAGUACAAAGAGCCGCCGAGUUUCUCGUGGGAGAAGUACCUGGAAGAGACGGCGUCGCAGGCUGCUCCAGCACGAGCUUUCAAACCAAGACCUCCUCACGGUUUCCAGUAUGGGAUGAAAGUGGAAGCUGUGGAUAAGAGGAACCCCAUGCUCAUACGUGUUGCUACUAUAGCAGACUCAGACGACCACAGAGUGCAGAUCCACUUUGAUGCCUGGAGUUCAGAGUACGACUACUGGGUCGAGACGGACUGUCCAGACCUGCACCCUGUCGGCUGGUGUCAGAAAACCGGGCACCCACUACAGUAUCCUAACGGCUCCAGUGAUGUAUUGACUGCCCCAGGACAAGGAUGUCCUACCCCAGGAUGCAACGGGGUUGGACACAUCAGGGGCCCUCGCCACGGGACCCACUACACUCAGGUGAGCUGUCCUUACUCCGAGAUGAACCUGAACAAAGAGGGCUUGCUGCCAGACCGUCUCAGCGGCGAGAGGCCGCUUGCGCUCAGUGGAUCUCAGCCCCGUGGGCGACGCCUGGACUCCAACGCCAACUCCAACGCGCAGACAGCAGAGCAGCCCGAAGGAGCCGAGGACGCCCAGAACAGGAAACCGACGGCUGUGGAAGUUGAGCGUUCGGGGUGCAACAGCCAGCUGGAUCCACUGGGUGGAGCCAGCGAGCAGAGCCAGAACGGGACCAGGCCUAAGCGGACGGCUCCAGUUCCUAAAUAUCUGAAAAUGCACUAUGUCAAAGAGGAGAUCGGUGACAGUAAAGCCUCUCCAGACAGCAUCUCUCUCCAGCAGGCCCUCCACGAGUCUGUGUUCUCCCCUGGCAUCUCCGCCUCUCCUCCCCACCGGGUGGCUCUCUGCUGGGACAAACACUGCCAGCUGCUGCCCGAGGUGCUGGGGCUGACGGCCAAGAGGGUGGCCACUUGGAGCGCCGAGGAGGUGGCCGGUUUCGUCAAAGGACUCCCAGGAUGUAAAGAACACGCUGCUACAUUCAAAACUGAGCAAAUAGAUGGCGAGGCCUUCCUGUUACUCACACAAACGGACAUCGUCAAGAUCCUGUCAAUCAAACUGGGGCCCGCCCUGAAGAUCUACAACUCCAUCCUCAUGCUGAAGAACGCCGACGAAGAGUAGCGACCCGAGUCCGCCGGGAUCUCUCCCUCCUCACAGGUCCCUGGAGCUGCAGCUCCGUCAAAACUCAACCCAAGACAUUUGAGGACGCUUUCAUAACAAGUUCAAUAUGUCGAGCUGUGCGAGAGCGCAGCUACACAAUGGAAAACAAGUGGAAGCCAUUACCCCGAGAACAUUUUACCUGUCCUAACUCUAAGCUCAUUUGUCCCUGAUGGGCGGCGCUGGUUAACCUGGGAAAUCCAUCCAUGGAAAUUAUUUAACUUAUAUUGUGUUUGUUUACCGAGUCAUUACACACAAAAAAAAAAAGACUUAAUGCACCUUCAAGGCUCCUCAGCGUUGUACAGGCUAUGAAUUGGAUUCUGCGUCAAAGUUUGGUUGCAUUUCUUGUUUAUCUUUGUUUUUUUUUUUUUGUGUGAUCUGUAAUGUAAUGGAGCUGAAGCUCAGUGCAGAUAGAACAAAUGAGGUAGUGUUGGGAAAAUGUUUUUUUUGUGCGCGCGCGUGUGUGUGUGUGUGUGUGCGUGUGUGUGAAGAUGCAAAAUACAAUCGCGAGGUGAAGCAGAAGCACUAUGUAGUUCACUUUUUCUCCUUCAGGAGGACGAAGUGGGCCGCCUAACAGGCCCAAAGGGCAAGAGUGUUUUAUUUGGACUUGGCUGAAGUUUCGACUGAAUACGGGAUGAUCUGAACUCUGUGUGUGUCUGCGUGAGAGCGUGCAUGUGUGCGACCACAAAUGUGACAAAGUGUGUUUGAGGGAUACAGGUGUAAUUUGCUGCCAUCCUGUGAGUGUUGUUGGGGAUAGAGGACUGUUCUGUUACAGGCAGGGCUGAGGACACUUGCGGUCUUUAAGACUGGAACGAGGCAUGCGAGGCAUUUUUCUUCCUGCGGGACGAGGUGGAGCGACCCCUGAAAUAUGAAUGUUGAGUAACAGCCUUCUGCUGUUCUGUUAAUAUUGAUCAUUUUGUUGUUUCAAACAGCCUUGCAGUGUAAAUAGUAUACAGCUACAAAAGGACGGCCUCGCUCCUGACCAGAGUUUACUCCUGCUUAAUUAUGCAAAAAGGCUUGACAUCUGCCUACGGGGAAGGACUUUUGAGCAGCAAACUGCAAAAAAAAAAAAAAAAAAAGAGCCUCAAUCCCUAGAUUUUGGAGAAAAAAAAUAAAACAAAAAGAAAACAUUGUUGGUGUCUUUGUAAAUCUGCCUGUAUCUCAGCAAGUUUGAAUGUGUACAUCAGCAACUGUUUAUAUGCAAACAGCUUUUAUUUAUGUAUUGUAAUUUAAGGGGUAACGGUACGCCGCUCCGGCUCGGAGGAAGCUGCGGCUGUUUGGUGGAAUGUGUGAAUGGGCGAAAAAAAAUAAAUGAGAUGCACACCG
Messenger RNA from Salarias fasciatus (jewelled blenny), 4288 nucleotides. RefSeq names its product L3MBTL histone methyl-lysine binding protein 1b (gene l3mbtl1b). The coding region runs from base 437 to 2926 and encodes 829 amino acids. The transcript is spliced from 22 exons. Gene Ontology annotation, molecular function: histone binding; zinc ion binding; chromatin binding. Gene Ontology annotation, cellular component: nucleus. Lineage: Eukaryota; Metazoa; Chordata; Actinopteri; Blenniiformes; Blenniidae. The record is from RefSeq and is a predicted model, not a curated record. Gene Ontology annotation, biological process: negative regulation of DNA-templated transcription.